AUGGUUAUUGACCCAGAACAGCUCAAUAUGGAAUUAGAACAACUGGAUAAACAAGGUAUACCAUGGAAGAACCGCCUUUUCAUUUCAGAUAGAGCCCAUCUUGUUGUUCCUUCAUACAAGAAAGAAGAUAUUAAAAUAGAGAAUAAGAGAAUAGAUAAAAUUUCUACCACUAAACGAGGUAUAGGUGUAGCGUAUGCUAAAAAAAUGCUUCGUACCGGUAUUAGAGUUGCUGAUUUACAUGAUGCAUCUUUGCUGCAUAACCUUAAGAAAUCAGACAGAAAAUUCCUUGAACAGCAUAGAGAUUUUAUAGAAACCCUAUCAGUGAACUGUUACACUGUAUUAAAUGCUAAUCUAGACAGUAAUAAAAUACUUUUUGAAGGGGCGCAGGGUGUAAUGCUCGAUAUUGAUUUAGGCACCUAUCCUUAUGUUACCUCGGGUUUAGUAGGACUAAACGGUGUUGCUUCCACCGGAUUCCCCACAAAGAAAAUUUCUCGCAUCAUUGGGGUGGCUAAAGCAUAUAGCACUCGAGUAGGGGAAGGCCCCUUUCCUACAGAAUUUCCCAAAGAGCAAGGUGGCUUAUUAGAUCUUAUACGGCAACGCGGCAACGAGAAAGGCAGUACUACAGGCCGCUUAAGACGUUGUGGGUACUUAGAUCUUAUAAGCUUAAAAUAUGCAUGUGAUAUUUCUGGAAUAAAUUCACUGGUACUUACGCAUCUCGAUGUCUUAGAUGUUCUGGAGUCGUUUCAGGUCUGUGUGGGGUAUGAGCAUGAGGAUAAUUUCUUUGACUCGCCUCCCAGUAAUACAAAAACACUUAUGCAAUUAAAACCAGUGUUGAAAACCAUAGAGGGAUGGCAAACAGAUAUUAGCACAGUAAAGUCGUGGUCUCAUAUUCCUGCUAAUACAAGAAAAUGUAUUGAUUUUAUCGAAUCGUUUGUAGGAGUGCCUAUUGAAGCACUUUCAGUAGGGCCAGAUAGAUCUCAGAUGGUAUACAUACCUUCUUUUAAGCUAUAG
Messenger RNA from Ylistrum balloti, 1011 nucleotides. Its product is annotated as adenylosuccinate synthetase-like. Lineage: Eukaryota; Metazoa; Mollusca; Bivalvia; Pectinida; Pectinidae. Gene Ontology annotation, biological process: 'de novo' AMP biosynthetic process; IMP metabolic process. Gene Ontology annotation, cellular component: cytoplasm. The record is from RefSeq and is a predicted model, not a curated record. The transcript has a single exon. Bases 1 to 1011 code for a protein of 336 amino acids. Gene Ontology annotation, molecular function: adenylosuccinate synthase activity; nucleotide binding.